UUACAAUAAUGCCAGUGAGGAAAGGAAACAGUUAGGGCUUGGCUUGUUUUGUUGUGAUGUUUUUUAAGCCCAAUGAUAACAAUUAUUGCUCAAGAAAAUUUAAACUAAUAAUAAUACUUACAAAAAAAAAGAAAGUUCGAAAACGACUUAUACUUUGCUAAUUCUUGCUCUUUUGACUGGGAAUCCGCUACCCUUUGGAGUUUUACUCAUGUUUUGAGAGGCAAGAAAAACUGGGUUCUCAAUUGUUUUUUCUCCUUAAAGUCUAAUAUCUCAAGUUAUCAACACUUAAAAAGGACAUUUUUCUCUGUCAAAUGUGCGAACCUUUCUCUUUCGGUAUCCGCUCUGUUGCUUAAGUUGGGUACAUUUUAUGUUUGGUUUGAAAUUUGAAGAUUAGAUUCGUUUGGAGUUUCAGGUCAGGGAACACAUAAAAAAAAAAAUCAAUGGCGAAAUGAUUCUUUGCGUCUUCCUUUGGAAGAUUUUGAGUUGAAAAAAAUUCGAUUUUUAUCUCUUCUCAGCCGGUUUCAAGUGCUUGAAGGUUCCUCUAGAGGGUUUUCUUGUCAUUUUUGUCCACAAAAGUUGGAGCAUUUGGAGUAGAAAAAAAUUGAAGCUUCUUUAGUUUUGGUGCAGAGUAAAAGCUCUAGAACUGCUUGUGUGGGAAAUUUAGCUUCUUUUGAGUUUAUUUCUGUUCUGCUCUCUGAGAUGCUGGAGAAGAAUGAAGAAUUUCUGUGGAUUUUCGGAUUUUUGAGCCAUGGUCUCUUUGAAGCUUUAGGAUAAGAAAGAACUGUACGGAUAUGUGGAUUUGGCUCAUGCUCUUAGCUUCUCUUUUUCUUUCAUGACUUUGGUGUUUGUUUGUGGCUUUGUUGCUUCAAUGGAGAAAAGAAGUUGCACUCUCUCUUUGCUUUUGCUGCUGCUUCUUUGCUUCCACCUAACAACUGUACAAUGCGAAGGAAGGCUCAUUAGACACCUCUCUUCUCUGCCUCCUUCACUUUCUACGCCUCAAGAAUUCAAGAUUGGAUUCAAAAGGAUCAUUCUCAGCAUUGCAUUAGGAAUUCUAACUGGACUUAUUGGAGCCAUUCUUUUUGCUUUAUUAAUCAAAUUUGCAGUUCAGUACAUGAACCAAACCCCAAUCCUCAAAGGUCCCGUUAUAUUUUCCCCAAAAAUAUCUGCCAAGACUCUCCAAUCAGCUCUUUCAACUGAGAAUCAGUUGCUAGGAUCAAGCUCCAAUGGGAAGUACUAUAAAACAGUUCUUGAUAAUGGGCUCACUGUUGCAGUCAAAGUCCUUGAGCCCUUUGAUAAUGGUUCACCGGAGAGGCACAGCAAGUCGGUAAAGAGAAGGAUACAACAAGAACUGGAGAUUCUUGCUAGCUUGAGGCACAGGCAUCUGAUGAGUUUAAGGGCUUAUGUUCGUGAAUCUGAUAGGUUUUCUUUGGUUUAUGAUUACAUGCCCACGGGGAGCCUUGAGGAUGCAAUGAAUAGAGUUAGGGGCAAUCAGUUGCAGCUUGGAUGGGAUGUCAGGCUUAGGAUUGCUGUUGGGGUGAUUAAAGGCCUUCAAUAUCUUCACUUUACUUGCAUCCCUCAGAUUUUGCACUACAACUUGAAACCCACGAAUGUGAUGUUAGAUGCUGAACUCGAACCAAGGCUGGCAGAUUGUGGCUUGGCUAAGCUCAUGCCUAAUAUAGAUAGGGCAACUUCAGGUUACGGUGCUCCUGAGUGUUUCGAGAACUGCAGUUUCAAUUCCAACAGGUAUACUGAUAAGAGUGAUAUCUUUAGCUUUGGGAUGAUAUUAGGUGUUCUCUUGACUGGUAGAGAUCCCACUGAUCCAUUUUUCGGUGAAGCAGCCAGUGGAGGGAGUUUAGGGCAGUGGCUUCGGCAUUUACAGCAGGCAGGUGAGGCACGAGAAGCACUAGAUAAAAGUAUUGUUGGUGAAGAAGUAGAGGAAGAUGAGAUGCUGAUGGCAGUGAGAAUUGCUGUCGUCUGCCUAUCAGAUUUGCCUGCUGAUAGGCCUUCUAGUGAUGAGCUUGUUCCCAUGUUAACCCAGCUGCAUAGUUUUUGAUGAAAAUGUAAGUAUAUUGAAACUCAAGCCUCCUCAGCUUCCAGGGAUAGGAUAUUUUUGGACUUUACUUUGAGGGUUUUGGUCUAGAAGCUGCUGUGGCUCUAACCCAUUUACAACAUGUGAAGAGACCAGGCAUCUUGCUCUCAACCGUCAUUGGUUUCAUUUAUGCUCUCUUCAAGUCUUAAUGUUUUCUUAUUAGAGACUGGGCUUAUGGUAUUGUGUACAUGGCUAAUGCUAUAAGUCAAGACAGGUGGUCAAGGAGAUUUCUAACUCAGACAUUGACUCUUUGAUCAGAUAACUGUGGGACACAUCUGCAUUAUUGUGUCCUUAAACAACCAAAUUAUGGUGGGGUUUUCUUGGUUGUCUUUAUGUUGGCAAAACUCUGUUGGAAUAUCACGGGUGCUUUUUGCAUUAAAA
Messenger RNA from Theobroma umbraticum, 2470 nucleotides. It is a transcript of the gene CRN, whose product is annotated as Protein kinase superfamily protein. Gene Ontology annotation, molecular function: ATP binding; protein kinase activity. Lineage: Eukaryota; Viridiplantae; Streptophyta; Magnoliopsida; Malvales; Malvaceae. Gene Ontology annotation, biological process: protein phosphorylation. The record is from RefSeq and is a predicted model, not a curated record.